Messenger RNA from Ceutorhynchus assimilis (cabbage seed weevil), 1537 nucleotides. The record is from the annotation of a GenBank genome assembly. Lineage: Eukaryota; Metazoa; Arthropoda; Insecta; Coleoptera; Curculionidae.
AUGGAUCCUGUCGAAGUGGGACCUGGGGCUUCUUCUAGCUCUAAGGCACGUAUCGUUAAAGAGGGAUGGUUAUUCAAGAGGAGAGAGCAUAUAAAAUAUUGGAGAGCCAGAUAUUUUGUGUUGUUCGAUAAUGGAGCAUUGACAGGCUUCAAAAACAAACCAGAUGAUUAUUACAGCGACCCAUUGAACAGCUUUACAGUUAAAGAAUGUCAGAUUAUGUCAAUAGACAGACCAAAACCGUAUGCUUUUGUUAUACCUACGUUGCUUACAGUGGCUUACAGUUAUUGAGAGAAUGUUCCAUGUCGAAACUGCAGAAGAAAGGGAAAAGUGGGUACAAGCCAUUAAAUCUGUGUCUGAAAGAUUAUCAAAUGAUUGUGACGAUGUAAAAAUGAAUAAUGCAGCUAACCCUGAUAUGAUGGUUGACUUGUGGGAAAAGUGUUCAUUACAAGAAACAUCAAUUUCCAAGUCGACGGGAAAAAGAAAAGUGACCCUCGAAUGUUUUGAAUUUAUCAAAGUGUUGGGAAAAGGAACGUUCGGAAAAGUGUUUCUUUGCAGAGAGAAGGCCACCAGCCAUUUGUAUGCCAUAAAAAUUCUCAAAAAAAAAUUCAUUAUUCAGAAAGAUGAAGUUGCUCAUACUCAGACUGAAAAUAGAGUAUUAAGAACUACAAAUCAUGCAUUUUUAACUUCAUUAAAGUACUCAUUCCAAACCAACGACCGAUUAUGCUUUGUAAUGGAAUAUGUCAAUGGUGGCGAAUUGUAUUUUCAUUUAUCAAGGGAAAAAGUAUUCUCAGAAGACCGAACAAGAUUUUAUGGUGCUGAAAUAAUUUCAGCCCUUGCUUAUUUGCAUUCUCAAGGCAUUAUAUACAGGGAUUUGAAAUUGGAGAACUUACUGCUAGACAAAGAUGGCCACAUUAAGAUUAUAGAUUUUGGCUUGUGUAAGGAAGAUAUUACAUAUGGAAGAACUACUAAGACGUUUUGUGGCACUCCCCUAUAUCUUGCACCUGAAGUCUUGGAGAAAAAUGACUACGCAAGAGCAGUAGAUUGGUGGGGUAUUGGCGUCGUCAUGCACGAAAUGACGUGCGGACGAUUGUCCUUUUACAAUAGAGAUCUAGACAUGCUCUUUACUCUGAUUCUGAUGUCAGAUGUUAAAUUUCCCAGAAACUUGAGUGAGGAAGCUAGAAAUUUGCUCUCAGGACUACUCAUCAAAGAUCCCACUAAAAGGUUAGGUGGAGGUCCAGACGAUGCCAAGCAAAUUAUGGCUCACCCUUUCUUUGACAGCAUUAAUUGGAGAGAUCUUGAACUAAAGAAGAUUCCUCCUCCUUUCAAACCUCACGUAACCUCCGAUAUAGACACUAGGUAUUUUGAUCAAGAGUUUACUGAUGAAAGUGUGGAACUAACACCUCCAGAUAGCACAGGACCUUUGGGCUCCAUCGAAGAGGAACCUCAAUAUUUCCCACAAUUCAGCUUUCAGGAUUUAUCUUCGACUCUGGCCUAUGUUAGUGGAAGUAUGGCUAGUGUUGCAAAUAUUAUGCAGUGA